Messenger RNA from Ilex paraguariensis (yerba mate), 1382 nucleotides. The record is from the annotation of a GenBank genome assembly. NCBI's taxonomy places the organism in Eukaryota, Viridiplantae, Streptophyta, Magnoliopsida, Aquifoliales, Aquifoliaceae.
AUGAAAUUUGGGGAGGCUUUUAUGGAGUAUCUCCAUGGAGAUCAAGAGAGAUUAUUGGAUAAGUGCUCUCACGUUGAGUACAAGAGGCUCAAGAAGGUUUUAAAAAGCUGCAGGACUUGCAGGGCAUUGAAGGAUUCCAAAGGAGAAGAAGAUGAUGAGAGCCGUACAUUGGCUCAGUUUUGCCAAUUUGAAUCUUGUCCAUUGUGCGAUCAGAAGUUCUUCUCUGAAUUGGUGAAGGAGGCUUCUGAUAUAGCUGGAUGCUUCCAUUCAAGGGUUAGGCAUCUUCUCCAUUUGCAUAUUGCAACUGGAGCACAAAGAUACUUGGUACGGUUGCGUCAAUGUUUCAUGAAUGAUCAGCUGGCGAUGGUACAAGAGGGUCAGAUGCUAAUUGAAUAUGUUACAAUGAAUGCUAUUGCAAUGCGGAAAAUCCUUAAGAAAUAUGAUAAAGUUCACGGCUCUGUGAAUGGCAGAAACUUUAAAUAUAAAAUGCGGGCUGAGCACCUAGAGAUUCUGCAGUCACCUUUGUUAAUUGAACUUGGGGCUUUCUAUAUGAAUUUUUUUGAAUCUAACAGUGGAAAGUCUGAUGGUUUUUCUCGUCCAUUCUCUUGUGAUCUUAGCACUACAGAACCAGUGGUGACUUUUAUGCUUCCAGAUUCCGUGAAGUUGGAGUAUCACCUGACAUGUGCUGUCUGCUUGGAAAUUGUUUUUAAUCCUUAUGCUUUGAGCUGCGGACAUCUUUUUUGCAAACUAUGUGCUUGCUCGGCGGCUUCUGUGAUGAGCUUUCAAGGUGUUAAGGCUGCAAGUCCAGAGUCGAAGUGUCCAGUUUGCAGGGAGGUCGGGGUAUAUGCUAAUGCAGUGCACAUGAUAGAAUUGAAUAUGCUUUUGAAGAAAAGGUGUAAAGAGUAUUGGAGGGAGAGGCAGCUCGCAGAUCGUGCUGAGAUGGUGAAGCAAACGAAGGAGUUUUGGGAUUUGCAAACCAAGUAUAUGAUUGGCUAUUGAUGCGAGUCUCUUAUAUUUGACAGCUGAAACUUCAAAUCUUUUAGCUUUUUGCGGAUGAGGCGUGGACUUGAUGUGCAUCUUGAAGCAUGCCUGGCCUGGGCCACGUAAUAAUUUUCAUGAACUGUUUUCUUGAUAGGAGGACAUCAUUCUUAAUUUCAGUGUCAAAGAGGAGGAAAGUUGAGGGGGAUUUUCUGCAUCCUCACGCGGGUAAUUUUGAUGUCCAAAUGCUUGCUUUAUGAGGUUGUUUCUGUUUAGAUAUUGGGAUGUUUGAAGAUUUGUCUGCAAUCUCACUGAUGAAACAGAGAAUUCUGAACUCCUUGAUGAUUUUUUUGCCAAUAAUGAAUGAUUUGACUGCUUGAUGAAUCAGUUGAUUAUUGUUUAUG